AUGGACAUUCUCAAAGACCCUACCAAUGAUAGAUAGGUGAAGACUCUAAAGCCUCCUCCUCAUCGACCACUCUCAAAAAAUCUGAUGUUUCCAGAUAAAUUGAAAAACAAACCUGAUUGGAAAUUAUUGAAAGAUCAUCUUUAAAAAGAGGGAAGAGUAGCAAAAGAAGAAUUAUUUAAAUUGGUUGCUGAUUGCAAUAAAUUAUUGAAAAAUGAGGGAAAUGUUCUAUAUUUGCAAGAUCCACUUACUGUUGUUGGUGAUAUUCAUGGAUAAUUUUAUGACUUACUUAAAUUAUUGGAACCCAAAGUUGGUGGCAACCCUGAGACAACAAAAUAUCUCUUUUUGGGAGAUUUCGUAGAUAGGGGAUCAUAUUCAAUAGAAGUAGUCAUUUUACUUUAUGCGAUAAAAAUUAAUUAUCCCAAUACUGUUUAUUUUUUGAGAGGCAAUCACGAAUGCAGAUAACUGACAGCAUUUUUUAAUUUUAAAGAUGAAUGUCUAUACAAAUAUGAUUAGGAAACCUACGAGAUGUUGAUGGAUUCCUUUGAUCUAUUUCCAUUGGCAUGUAUAAUAAAUUCAAAAUUUAUUGCAAUUCAUGGCGGAAUCUCACCUGAUUUAAAAUCAAUUGAAGACAUAAAGAAAUUGGACAGAUACCACGAACCACCUCGAAGUGGACUCUUUUGUGAUUUGCUAUGGAGUGAUCCAGUAGAUCAUGAUUAAGGAAACCUGGAUGGAUAAUGGAAAAGCAACGAGGUUCGUGGAUGCAGUUGGUUCUUUGGGAUUGAUGCAAGCAUGAAAUUCUUGCAGAGAAACAGUCUCAUCAGUAUCAUCAGAGCUCAUGAAGCACAACUUGAUGGAUAUAAAAUGCAUCGAUGGAAUGGUGGCUAAGAUUUCCCGGUUGUGAUUACUAUUUUCAGUGCCCCCAACUAUUGUGACGUUUAUAACAAUAGAGGUGCAGUGAUCAAAUUCGAAAACAAUACUCUAAAUAUUUAAUAAUUUUAAUAUACUCCACAUCCAUAUUUACUUCCCAAUUUUAUGGACAUAUUUACUUGGUCGAUACCUUUUGUGGCUGAGAAAAUCACUGAAAUGCUUUACAAUUUAAUCUAAGCAGGAGAUCAAGGAGAUGAUGAAGAUGAUGUUAAUUAAGAGGACAUUGAACAAUUCAAAUAAUUAACUAAUCAAAAUAAGCAGUUUAAUAAAUAACAAUCAGGAGGAUCAACUGGAAAAAGCACAGAGAAAUUGAAAAAUAAACUGAAAUUCGUUGCAACCAUGAUGAAACUCCAAAAGACACUCAGAGAAGAAAGUGAGAGUGUUAUGAAAUUGAAAGGAGCGUGUCCAGAUAAAAGAUUGCCUAAAGGUAUACUAUCAGCUGGUAAAACAGCUAUUACUGAUGCCCUUGCUGAUUUCAAUGUCGCCAAAACUGCUGAUAUAGUUAAUGAGAAAAUGCCAGCUCAAGCAUAAAUCCCUUAACAAUCUAUAUCAAUCAAAAAACCCAGUAAUAAUACACCUUAGCCCAAGAAAAAAUGA
Messenger RNA from Paramecium tetraurelia, 1524 nucleotides. RefSeq lists its product as uncharacterized. NCBI's taxonomy places the organism in Eukaryota, Ciliophora, Oligohymenophorea, Peniculida, Parameciidae. Gene Ontology annotation, biological process: calcineurin-mediated signaling. Gene Ontology annotation, molecular function: calmodulin binding; calmodulin-dependent protein phosphatase activity. Gene Ontology annotation, cellular component: calcineurin complex; cytoplasm. The transcript has 11 exons. The record is from RefSeq and is a predicted model, not a curated record.